UUCCAUUUUGCACGAACGCAAGAUGGCUGCCAAUUUAUGUGAAUGCAAGGACAAGUAGUUUAGUGAUAUUUUCAACUAGUGUGAUAAUACACUACAAAUGUGAUUUUAGCGUUAUAAAUAUAUUACUAAUAUAGUGUUAACGCUCAGUUAAUGUUUUCGUGCAAUUUUUUAUAAGUUAUAUUUGUUAAAUCGUGUGUGCAAUAUUGCGUUGGAUUUGUGGCAUUUAUAAUGUUCUGUGUUGAUUCGUGAUUAUUUAUGCAGUGACAGCCCUUUUGGGCUGAUAUGAUGCUUAUUAUUGGAUGAUACAGGGAGUUCCACCACCGAGGAUGGAGAAGGCGAAGGCGUACAUAAAGAGCUCGCUAAGCGCGUCGCGGCCGGCGUCCCCGCGCGACAAGCCCACGGCGCCCGCUGAGGACGCCCGCGUGUGCUUCGUGUGCGGCGGCGCCGGCUUCAACGACCAGUAUACCGUCAGAGUGAAGCCCGACCCUCAGAGUACCGAGCCAUACUUCCCAUUCCUCGGCGCCCACGCGCCUCCGACCGGCUACCGGAGCGAGAGCACCGACGAGGAGGGCACCGUGCGCUGCUGCUGUGUCUGCUACACCUUCCUGCGUCAGCAAUGGGAGCAGUACGACCGCGAGAACAAGCCGCACAGCCAGCGCUUCUACUGGAUGAAGAGGCUCGACGGGAAACCGUUCAUCGGUGCGGACAUGUCCUUCCAGGGCGAGUACGCGGCGUCCGUGCUAGGGCUGGGCGGGGACGCAGCUCGCGAAGAACCGGCGGCGUCCCCGCGACCCGCGUCUCGGGCGCUCUACCCUCCCGAUGCUCCCGCGCCUCCGCCCGUACCCGCGCAUCGCCCGGACAACGCGGACCCCAAGUUUAACAACAACCAACGGUUUCCCGCCAACAACGCGACGACGAACGGCACGACGGAGGAGGAGGGCGUGCUGGACCUGCGCGCGCGCGACCCGUCCGUCAUCUCCGUCGGCUCGCAGCACUCCGGCGCCUCCGAGACCGCGGGCUACCUCGACGCCGUGCGAUCGACCGUUUCCGUGUACUCGGGCAACUCCAACUCCAGCUCCGACCGCGACAUCCUCGACCUGUCGAUGCCGGACAAGAACUCCAUAACGGAGGUGUGCUACGUGUGCGGCGACGAGUACAAGCGCGGGACGCUCUGUAAUCUACACACUAAGGAGCCGAAAGACAAAAACAACAAGCAGCCGUACUUCCCGAUCUUCGGCGAGCAGCACCCGCGGCCGCCGCGCUCGCGGCCCAAGGACGCGCUCGGCACCGUGCGCGCCUGCGCCGCCUGCCACCACCACCUGCUGCAGCAGUGGAGCGGCUACCAGAUGCGCGGCGUCGCGGCGAACGAGCGAGUGUACACCCUCCGCACCCGCCCCCCGUCCCUCCUCCCGCCCUCCCCGCUCAGCCUCGCCAGCUCCGGCGACAAGUCGCUCGUCGCCAACACGCACUCCCCCUCGCUCGAGCGCCCCGCCAGCCAACCCGCCACCACUGCCUCCUUCGUCUGCUACGUGUGUGGCGUCUCCGCCCCGUCGUCGCAGCUGAGAUUGGUGUACUGCUGCGCGAACCCGGAGCGGGAGCCGUACUACCCGUUUAUAACGUCGCUGAAGCCGCACCCUGAAGCCAGUCCUAUUAGUCCACAAGGUAUGGUGCAAAUCUGUGCGUCGUGUUACAAAAGCAUCCCCCACAAAUACCCCUCGUACGGCGAGCCGGAGCCGCUCACCAACGCGAACCACGCGCACAAUAACAACAAUGCGCACGCCAACAACAUUAGGUUUAAGCCGUACGACAUGAAAUCGUCAAGCGCGACGAAGCGGCCCGUUGCGCUGCCGCCGUCACCACACAGCCAACUGGUCGCCGGCGAGAAUGGCAUGGGGCUAUAUAGGUGUUACGUGUGCUGUGGACUGUUUCCGCAGCAGUCCAUGGAGUGGCUGUCGACGACGGCGGAGUACAUGAACUCGCACGCGAUGCACUUCCCGUGCCUGGCCGGCGCCGGGGCGGGCGCGCGCGGCGGCCGCGUGCUGGCGUGCUCGCGCUGCGUGCGCCACCUGGCGCGCCAGUGGGAGCUCAUGGACGCGGAGCGGGUGCCGCUGGAGCACCGGAGGUACAACAUCCCGUCGCCGCUACCAAGCAAUUCGUCGUUGAACGGCGAGCGAGUCAUCCCCACCCCACCUUCUACUACCUCUGACAGAACCGUUGCUAGUAAUACGUGUACGUCGAUAUACUGUUUCCUAUGCGGGCUGCACUCGGACUUCACGCUGGCGCGGAUACUGUACGGGCAGCCGCAGGGCAACGCGCCCUACUUCCCCUGCCUCCUCACACACCAGAGUCUACCAAAUGCAGAGCAACUGCGGGAAAACGGGUCGGCGCUAGUAUGCACAUUCUGUUAUCACUCGCUACUUAGUCAAUGGAGAAGGUACGAGGCGCUGGGCGGCGUGGGCGCGGAGCGGCGCGCGUACAACACGCACGACUACCACUGCCACCUGUGCGGCAUCAAGACCUACCGGAAGCGCGUGCGCGCCUUACCCAUUAAGGAAUUCCCAUUUUUAAUGCAAAGGCGGACUGAAAAUUCAUUAUUAUUAGAAAACGGUGACUAUGCCGUUGUAUGUUUAGACUGUUAUGAAAGUUUAAGAACACAAGCGCAAGACUACGAGCGGCGGGGCGUGCCGGUGGACAAGCGCGAGUACAACUGGCUGCAGCAGCCGCCGCCGCCCGAGGACAGCGCCGACGUCACCAUCGCCAGGCUGCCCUCCGGCGACCGCUCCGACAAGCUGAUGUCGCAUCAGUCGCUGGUGGUGUCGCGCGGCGCCAAGCGCAACAGCCCCAAGCAGCCCGCGCCGCCGCCCGACCGCCGCCCGCCGCCCAAACCCGACAAGGACCAAGGUGGCAGCGCGAACAAAAUAGCGAAGCGUACAGAGCUAACGCCCAACAAGGGCGGGCCGUUCGCGGCCGCGCUCCGCACGCUCGCCAAGAACGCCGGGCCCGACUCCAAGGACGGCUCGGCCGAGCGCGAGAAGGAAAAGCCGCCGCCCGCGGCGCCCGCCAAGCGCGCCUCCCCACACCACCUCCCCUCCAGCGGGUUCCAGCCUUACAGGCCUGAUGACCGGCUGGCGCACCCGGCGGCGGCGUCCUUCCCGCUGCUGGAGCCCGCGGCCUACGCGCCGUACGCGCACCCCGGGCUGUACUCCAGCGCCGCGCUUCAGUACAGACUAGCAGCAGAAGAACAAAUGUACCUGGAGCGGGUGUUCCGCGGCGGCGUGGGCGUGGGCUGGCUCCCGCCCUACGCGCUGUACCCGCCCAUCGCGCCGCACCUGCCGCUCGUGCCGCCCGCGCCGCACACGCCGCACGCCGCGCACGCGCCGCACGCGCCGCACACGCCGCACGCCCCGCACGCGCCGCCCGCGCAUCAUCUGCACGACGAGCGCGAGCGGGAGCGAGAUCUACAGCUACAGAGGGAAAGGGAAAGAGAACGAGAACGGGAAAGAGAACGCGAGCAGCGGGAAAAAGAACAAAGAGAGCGCGAGCGACUACAACGGGAGAAGGAGAGCCGAGCGCGAGAAGCGUUACGAGACGAGCAGAGACUCGCGGCGCUACACCCGCACCACCACCUGCUGCCGCCGCCGGUGUACUCGCUGCCGCGCGCGCUGCUGCCGCCGCCGCUGCUCUACCGCCCCUACCGGCCCUACCCCGCGCCCUACGAGCCGCGCGCGCCGCCCGACGCCAAGCCCGCCUCGCCCGCGCCGGCCGUGCCCCCCGCGCCGGCCGUGCCCCCCGCCCUGCCCCCCGCCGAGCCCCCCGCGCCGCCCGACCAGGACAAAGGUGAGGAGCUGCCCGCUCCCGCGCCCGCGCCCGCGCCCGCCGCCGCGUACAGAUUUCAUUGCAAUUUUUUGAUACAAGUCUAUUUUUUUUCUACAGGUAGACCGAGCCACCCCGUCGUGACACCCCCGCCCGACCCCUCGCACAUACCCCCUGAGCCACCUCCUAAACCAACAGAAUCCUACAAACAAGACGACAUUUUUUUAGAAAAACCCUUCCUUCCAUCGAAGCCUAUUUCUCACUCACCAAAAAUAUCCCCAUCGUCUAUUCCAAACCCCAGCCCGAGCGUAACCACGAACAAACAAGUGGAACCAGGAUACCCUAGCUACGGAGGAUACCUUUAUUCCAUUCCGGGGUAUUCUGCUUUCCAACCCGUCUCCUACCAAGGUAUAAUGCCACCAAACCAGCAUGCACCUCAAGCCCCGGCCGACUUUUCCUUCCCACCAACUACUAAAGAAACCGUCGAGGAAAAGAACGAAGCAAAACCUGAUGAACCAGCAAAAGUAGACACUCCAAAGGAACAAGAUUUUGAAGAACAUUUCACACCUGAAAUUAUACCUGCUGCGUCCAUUUCUGAUCCCAAACCUCAAUCAGUUGAGUCUAAAAUGAGCAUUACUUCACUAUCGCAGGGAUCUGGAGCAACGGUAACCAUUCCUUCGCACGCGAACACUAAAGAUGCAAAAAAGAAAACCCCAGAAAGAUUCAGCCUUAAAACUAGCAUACCUAUCAGUAAAAUUGACAUGAAAUGUGUUAGUAAUCCUCCAGACGCGAUAUACCAAAAUGCUAUCAGUAAAAAAAUUCAAGCACCAUUCAAUCCAGCUUUUCAAAAUCCAAAAGACAAUAGACUUGAAAUACAAAGUAAUAUAGUAAUAAAGAAUGCACAGAGUGAACCUGAGGUGAAACCAGAAGUACCAAUGCCUACUAGCAGUACACUGCACCCGACAGUGACGACUUGUAACAAUAACAUCAGUGCCCUGUUAAACGCGGCAGAGACCAUUAACAAAACAGAUAAUCAGUUUUGGAAAACAGAGGCGAAAUCAGUCUCACCGACCGAAGGGACAGAGCUCCCGACAUCAACACCACAAGUGCCAGUGACUGCAACAAAAACUAUCUACAACCCUGUCACUACUGAAGCUAGUAAGCUAAAUUUUACAAACAAACCACCUGACAAUCCGUACGGAGAGCAGAAAAAUCAGAUUCUAUUUAUUCAAAAUAAAAACACAUCUAAUCCCAAAAUGUUGCUGACGAUCCAGCAACAAAACCCACAGGUUUUACUACAAAGAAGUAACUUCGAGUCAAAAAACCUGCAAGCUCCUUCACGACUAUCUGGUCAAAUAAAGAAAAGUAAAGAAGAGCACAUGAACGAGAACGGAACCUCGUCGAAGGUAGUGGCCCUAAAGAGGUUGCACCAAGAGAACUGCGAUGAGAACGAUUUCGAGAAUUUGAUCACAGAGAACCAGAUAUAUGGAAAUAAGAUAGUCGUGAAGGAGAAGUCGGGAACACUUCAAGAACAAGACUUGAAAAAGAAUAAAGACAAACAGACACAAGAAACUAAGAAUGUUGUGUUACAACCAAAUUUUUUAUACUUAAGUAACGUACAAUUUCCUGCCAAUUUAAUGAUGAUUAAAAAUAAUAAAAUCGGUCAAACAGCAGAUUCCAAACCAAAUAAAACCGCUGUCAAUGAGAAUAAAACAAACGAUGCUAAUCAUGUCAGUACUGAAACAAAUAAUAUCAAAAGCAUGAAAACCCAAAACGUGGCAACUAGCAAAGAAAUACAUGUACUCAAAUCAAGUAACAAUGUUUUACAAACGUUAGCAAAUAAAACUAAUAAAACAGAUAUAGUUUUUCAAACAGCCAAUCAAAAAGUUAUAAUGAAUCCUCAAAUAGUAUAUCAAGUCCCGAUGAUUGUAGACCCUGAUAACAAAAUAAACCAACCAUUUAUCAACAGGGAAUAUCCUAAAUUCGUCACGCAAAAUAAGAAAGAGUUUCCUAAGCCCCUCGACACAAGCAAGUCAGAUAAAUUAUUUAUUGCAUGUCCAUACCAAAUGGAUUCUAAAUUACAACCAAAAAUAGUGAUCACAAAUAUUAGACCCAAAAUUACUAAAGUUGAAGAAGUUAGUUCAUUAGAUAUGUAUGAGAAGAGAAGACGCAUACGUCGACUAAAAUACCUAUCUAACCGUGAGACCAAAGAAACACCGAAGUCUGAAAUUAAAAAGGUCCCAGAGAAAGCAGAUAAUCUUAGGAAUAUCAUAACUCCUGACAAAAUGAAAGGAGAAAUUUACAAAGAAUUUGCAAAUACCAAAAUCAGGAUAGAAGAAGACAGCAGCGACAGUGACAGCGAUUACGGAGAAAACGAGCUAAAAGAAUAUAAUGCCAUAAUAUAUGAGUUUAGCAAACCAAACGAAGUUGAGACUGGAAAGAUUGAAUUUUUAGCCAGUUUUCGACUGGCGACUAAAGAUGCUUUUAAAGAAAAGCAACUAGAUCGGGAAGAGCGGAGCUUAAGCCGAGACGCGGUAGCUUCGGCCUACAUCACGGCGGGCCGCCUGGACAGGCUGUGUCGGGAGGAGGCCUUGGAGCCGCCAGCACCGGAUGUAAACGUAGCAGUGCCGCCCCGGGGCCCGGACGAACAACAGAGUACGCAGAAACAGAUGUUCCUCACGCAGUUGCAGCUCACGCAAGUGCCUCCGAAGUAUAAAGAUGGGUAUGAAAAGGCGUGGAAAGUUAUAUUGCAAGAAAGAAAACGCAGAAACGGAACAAUCCAAGGAGACACCGCAAAGAAACGUCGCUCCCAUAACGAAAUAGACCUGGAUCCGGACGGGCAGCUGCAGCUCUUGACCGAGAUCAAGAAAUGUGUCAACGAGAACAACAAUCUCAUUAAAAAGCGAUUGGAUUCCUCCUGUGACGACGGAGAAGGUGAUAUCCACGCGUUAGCAGAAAAGAACUUCUCCGAGCUAGAUAGGCUUUCCAAAAUGGCUGAUAGAAGUGUGAAGCUAUACAGUGGCGUGGACUCUCGCAAACGCGAUCUAAACCCUGGAUUCGACAGUGAGAACAUCCAAAAACCUAUUAAAGUUGAACAGCCGUACUUAAAUUAUCCUAAGAUUAAUAUACCUAAUAUAUCUAAGAUAAUAUCUCUGAAGAGUGUGCCAGAGUCGGCAGCGGGGAAGUCGAGUCAGGCGACGUCAAUGGACGAGCCACCGAGUUCGGCCGCGGGAGUUGGCUUGGAGAGCGAGCGACGCGAGACUGCCUGCCAGGUCGAGGAACCUGCUUGGCCUGGCAUCGAAGCUCUCAUCAGAAAUUAUAAGGAGUUUGAAGCAGCUCGGAAGAAAGAAAUCUCAACACUGCAUCGCCGAAACACACGUCUACGGGUAGAAUGCGCACAGACGACGCGCGCAGCGGCCGCCGAGGCCGAGCGCGCGCGCGCACUCUUAGCCGAGCGGCGGCAGUUAGCGCGCGAGGAGGCCGCCGCGCGCGCGGCGCUUACGAAGCUCGCGCAAGCUGUCGAUGCGAUAAGGAACUACUGCUGACUUUAGUCUGACUACGCUGUCAUACCAUUACCGUACUGUCAUUACGAUUAAUGCUCUAUAUAAACUAUUACCUCCAUCGUGCAAGAAUAUACUUAAACUGUGCUCUACGACCUAAAAGGGCGGUCCGAAAGAAAACAUCAAACCCAAGCUAUGUGCCUCACUUAACGGGCCCACUGAUUACCAUUUCGCCGGACGAUAUCGGCCUGUCAGUUAUUCACAAUUGUCAGCUUUUACGAACAACUGACAGGCCGAUAUCGUCCGGCGAACUGGUAAUCAAUGGGCCCCUUUAGGUAAAUAAUCACCACUAUAUUGACUUAUUGUCACUUUAACAUUUUUCAAAGGUCAUGGUUAGUCCCGUAAUCAAAACAAGAUGGGGUUAAAUCCCAUUUCGAUCACACUUUUCGGUAGAGCACAGUUAGAUGUCAGGAGGGAGUUUGCUUUAAAUCCAAUCAUACGCACGUACAAGCGUGGAAACUUCAGUCAACCAUUGGGUAAUACUAAUAUCCAAUCUCUACCUAUUGAACGAGCACAGCUAACAGCGCGACCUCGAGAGAACGUAUACUUACGUUGUAUGGACGAUCAUCAUACAAAAAGAGAAAACGUUUUUCCACUUCUAAAUAUGUUCCAUUCUUCAUGAUUUUUUUAGUAUGUUACGGCAUAAUGAAAUACUAGGUUUAUAGGUUUUCCUUUUUUCAAAAUUUGCAAAACAAAAAAAAACAUUAUUUUUUCAAAAAAGCGAAACCUAUAAACCUAGAAUAUAUUAUGCUGAAGCGAUCGACAUCAAAAUCAAAGUGAUUUGUUAAGAUUUAUUUAGUGAAAACCGUUUUAUCCCGAAAUGGAAUUUCAUAGAAUAAUUUCCGUUGUUUCGUUAUAUUCGAAAAUCUAUUCUUACCUCUUAAUUGUACUGUUCUUUUUUCUGUGCAACGGGGUUGUUUUAGAUUGAUCUCGUCCCAAAAAACCUACACGAUUUUCCAAACUAGUCUCGGUCCCAAUUAUUUCGAAUAAUCGAUAUUUUACUGUAUUUAAGCAGUCGAAUAAGUGGUUCUUAUAUUUGUUGCCGUGUUUUCUAAUUGUAUAUACAAAUCAAAUGAAAAUUAUCCAAGUAAUAGGUAUGUAAGUUCAAGAAUUAUUAUUUUGAACAGCUUUAACAUCGACACAGACCAGUACGUAAAAAUUAUAAAAUAAUCAUUCUUUAUUAAAAUUUUGUAAGAUUUUGAUUUAAAAACACGUCUAUAGGCGGGUCGGGCGCAGAAAACGCGCGCGCCGCCUCGGCCGAGGCACGUCUACACUGGCCGUUUACUGCGCGAGGAAAUUGCCUCGCGCGUAUUCUCGCUCCGUGUGGGCCGGACCCGCCUAUUAACUUUAACCAACUUAAAACCUUUUUUUUUUGUAUUGUGUAUUGUUAAUUUAGAUUUUAAUUAUCUGUAAAUAAUUAAGUAGGUAUUUAAGUUCUGAGUUCAGAAUUGUAUGUAAAAAAUUAUAUGUAUAACAAAGAAAACUCCAAAGAGUAAAAGUAUAUUUGUAUUUCGGUGAAUUACUUAAAUACAUUGAGGUAAAAGUUGUGUUCGGGACUUGUGUUCUGUUAUCAUAACAUUAUAAAUUAAUUUUGAAAAAACUUCUACAUCUCCCGAAGCAACUAAUAGUGUUUAAGUAUAUUUUUUAUAUUUUGCGAAAUAUAUUAUUUCCAGUGCCUAUUUAUUUGUAAUUAACUAAUUAUAUAAGAUACGUACGGACGUGCAAUAUUUAUUGAAACAUUUAGACGCAAUAAAUAGAUGUAGAAAUUAAAUGAAAAAUAAUAAAGUAUAUGGAGACAAG
Molecule: messenger RNA, 9173 nt
Organism: Cydia pomonella (codling moth)
Lineage: Eukaryota; Metazoa; Arthropoda; Insecta; Lepidoptera; Tortricidae
Exons: 27
Coding region: 300-7358 (2352 amino acids)
Source: RefSeq, a predicted model, not a curated record